Molecule: messenger RNA, 4854 nt
Organism: Hemicordylus capensis (graceful crag lizard)
Lineage: Eukaryota; Metazoa; Chordata; Lepidosauria; Squamata; Cordylidae
Gene: P2RY12
Product: purinergic receptor P2Y12
Exons: 2
Coding region: 320-1321 (333 amino acids)
Biological process (GO): blood coagulation; G protein-coupled receptor signaling pathway
Cellular component (GO): membrane
Molecular function (GO): G protein-coupled purinergic nucleotide receptor activity
Source: RefSeq, a predicted model, not a curated record
CUGAAGUUGUCACACAGUAUUUGAAACUGACAGUAUUCCAGCUGCUUAAAAUCAGAGAGCAUCCUAAGAACUAAACCUCUUCCUCUUUAGUCUGUCCUGACUCACUUGCUGUGGGGGACAAGGAUUUUGCUGACAGAGUAUACUAAAUGAAUAUUUCUUUAUGGUAGUCAUGCCUAGUCAAUAAGGAAGACAAAUCGGAGAACUACAAACCGUCGCUCUCAGCUAAUGUAACCUUCCAAUGCAGGAAACUCCAUGUAAUCUGUUUUCCACACUGGAUUAAGGAAGGAAUCAAACAAACAAACAAACAAAGCAAGUCCCAAUGAAACCCACAUACAGCUCUUCCGGAAACAGCAGCAAUUGCAGCAGUGGUAACAACAUCAGUCAAGUCCUCUUUCCCUUGCUGUACACAUGUAUUUUCUUUAUAGGCAUCAUUAUGAAUGGGCUUGCCAUGGGAGUCUUUUUCCAGAUCUCCAGCAAAUCUAAUUUUAUUGUCUUUCUCAAAAACACAGUCAUUUCUGACAUCCUCAUGAUCUUAACAUUUCCAUUCAAAAUUCUCAGUGAUGCAAAACUGGUGUCCUGGGAAUUGAGAGGCUUCGUUUGCAAGGUGACCCAGGUGGUGUUUUAUUUCACCAUGUACAUCAGUAUUAUUUUCUUGGGCCUUAUAACUAUUGAUCGCUAUAUGAAAACUGCCAGGCCUUUUAAAUCAUCAAGUAUCAACAAUGUAUUGGCAGCUAAGAUUCUAUCCAUAUUUAUCUGGAUAUUCAUGUUCUCUCUCUCCCUUCCAAACAUGAUUCUGACGGACAAUAAGCCAACACGUGAGAAUGUGAAGAAAUGUGCUGAUCUGAAAUCUGAUUUUGGGUUAGUGUGGCAUGAGAUUGUUAACUAUGUCUGCCAGUUUAUCUUCUGGGUUAACUUUGUCAUCAUAAUAAUAUGCUACACACUCAUAACAAAAGAGUUGUACAAAUCCUAUAAAAGAACAAGAUGUAUGGGAAAGGCAAACAAGAAGACAGUGAAUAUCAAAGUUUUCAUCAUUAUUGGUGUGUUUUUCGUCUGCUUUGUGCCUUUCCAUUUUGCCAGAAUUCCUUACACCUUAAGCCAAACAAGAGAUGCCUUUGAGUGCUCAACCCAGAAAACAUUGUUUUACAUAAAAGAGAGCACCUUAUGGUUGACAUCACUGAAUGCAUGCCUGGAUCCAUUCAUAUAUUUUGCCCUCUGUAAAUCCUUUAGGAAGUCCCUCCUCAAAACACUGCAUAAAUGUGCGAUCCAAACCAGAGGGGAUCAGAGCACCGAAACGACAGAUGAUGAGGAGACACCAAUGUAGACUGAAAUAUUUCAAGGGAAUACUUAAAAUACAGAAACAGGAGUGAAAGCUUAGAGUAAAAAUGAAUGUAUGUAUUGAAGAGUAUCCAAAACUGCUUUGAAUAUAUUGUAUGGAUCUCUUGUAGGUCUACAAGACAGCACAUGUAGUCCAUGAUACUAACAACUAGCUGCUGUAUGAGACAUCCCCACAAGAAUCACUACUGAAUUAUCUUUCAAUGCCAUGGCAAUACAUACCAAAAGACCACAGAGAAAAACUGAAAGGGGGAUUUUAAAAUAUUCCCUACAGUAAAUGCACACUGAACAAAAGAAGGGCCCACAUAUUUUGAUACAGUAUAUUCAUUCCUACUAGUGAAGUAUAAAAAACAGAGAGGAAGGUAAUAAAAGCUUAAAUUACAUCAAAAAUAUAUAGCUAAAUUGCUCAAGACUUGUAUUCAUAAAACAUAAUUUAGUUGUAUAACUUUCCAGUCAAGAACUCUGUAGUACCAUUAGCAGAAACGAGCUUUCAUAGGCUUUGUGAAGCCCAGCUCCAAGGUUUGCCAGAGACUGCCUGGGUUUUAACUACCUGCAUUGAUAGAACAGGAAGCAGGAACACCAGCAGUAGUAGGGAUGUGCAUGGAACUGGCUGGCCCGGUUUGGUUCAAGUCCAGUUCGGACUCGAACCUGACUGGACCAGUUCGGUCUGGCACCCCUUAGAACCCCGCCCCCCUCCAGUUUGGUUGGGUCUGGGGGGAGUUUGCAAUUUUUUUUAAAAAAAAGUUUCCUUUAGCCCCUUCGGAGGGGGCUUCCUCUAGGGGGGAAUACAGGCGGGUCCACAAAGGUUCCCCUUCCCCCCCCCCGCCAGCCUCGCUCAUCGCCUCCAUGGCCCAUUUGGACCUCCGUAUGCUGAUGCGGCGGCCAUGUUGCUCCCCGCUGCGCAUGCACAAAUGGCCUCUGUGAGGCCUGGCCUGGCCCAGGGCCUCGUAGAGGCCAUUUGCGCAUGCACGGCAGCGGCCAACAUGGCUGCCAUGCCAGCAUACAGAGGCCCAAAUAAAGCAGCCGAACAGGCCACAGCAGUGAUGAGCAAGGCCAGUGGGGGAGGGGGAACCUUCACUGACAUAACCCCCACAGCCUAGAGGAAGCCUCUCAAAGGGCUAAAGCUAAACAAAUUUUUUUUAAAAAAUAAAUAAAUCAUGAAACACCCCCCCCCCCAAAUCCAUCGGUGGGGUUCGGUCCGAGGUCGGACCAAACAGGUGGGGGGGGCGGUUCACCCUGAACAGUAGAACUAACCGGUUUGACCUCAAACAGGUUCAGGGUCAAACCUGUUUGCACAUCCCGAACCAGCAGUGAAAGGCAAUGUUAUGGAACGUUCCUUCAUGGAAAAUAAAACUAUUUUAUAUUUACAAGUGCUUUUCUUCAAGAAGAGGCUCUUGGUUCAAAAUCAAUUCUAGCUUUUUAAUAUAAUAAUAUUCUGUGGUGCAUAGAUUCUGCCUUUUAGGAUCGACCAUCAACAAUAAAGAAUCUAACAGUCAAGAAAUAUGCCACAGACUAGCACUUGCUAAGGUUCCAAUGAAGGCCUUGGAAAGGAUAUUUAGAUGCUGUGACGUGUCUACCUACAAAGAUUAGAAUAGUUUGGACAAUGGUUUUUCCUGUGACAUUCUUUGGACAUGAAAGGUGGACUUUGAAGAAGCAAGAUAGAAAAGGUAUUGACACUUGUGAACUGUGGUGCUGGAGAAGCCUUUUGAGGAGUUCAUGGAUAGCCAGGAAAACAAACAAAUGGAUAAUUGAACAAAUCAAUCCAGAACUUUCACUUGAGGCACAAAUGACCAGGCUCAAACUAUCAUAGUUUGGAUACAUUAUGCGAAAACCCAGUUUCCUUGAGAAGUCCAUAAUGCCGGGAAAAGUUGAAGGAAAGAGAAGAAGAGGAACAGAGGAUGAAGGUGGAUGGACUUGAUUAUGACAACAAUGAACGCACACAGAGAGACCUUAAAGGCCAAGUUGAAGACAGAUCAUCCUGGAGAGAAUCUAUGUGGUCGCUAAGAGUCAACACCGACUUGACGGCACUUAAUCAAUCAAUCAAUCAAUCCUGUUGCAUGUUUUGAAGUCUUUCCUCUUCCUUAUUUGGAUUACUUGUUCUACCUAUUCGUGUAGCUUUCUUUAUAAAUCAAAAUCUCUUUGGAUGCUUUAUUUGCUUUGAGUGCACUAAAGGACAUAAGCAGCUCCUUUCUAUGUAUCCUGCAAUCACCUAGAUGUUUCAUUGCAAGUGCUGCUUUGAUUCCAGGAUCCAUCAAACAGAAUAGAGAAUUCAUUUCCUUUUUCUGAAUGACAUCCAAAUGAACAUAUUUCCCUUCUUGCUACAUAAUUAUAUAUUACUAAACAGUUUUCAAACCAACCACAGAACUUGUAAUUGUGUCAGAAGUUCAUUUCAAAAAGACAUAUUUGAGAUUUCUAAUACUAAAUGCAUUUACGAAAUAACCAGAAAUGCAGCUUGUUUCUAUUAUAAUGAUGUAGUAUCCUUUAACUGCUCAACGAAAGACUAGCAACAGCAAACAAAACACCUGUAGAGCAAAGAGAAAAUGCCUAUGGAGGCAGCUUACUGACUGAUAUGCAGUUUUAUCAAUAACAUAUAAAUACUUCCAUAUUCCUCAGUUUUAUCUUGCCCAUUAGUAUAAAUCAAAUAUAUUUCAUUGAUGAUGGAAACUACCUACAUAUAAUAGAAUAUUUGCAUUAUACUGCAAUCUAUAAUUAAUUAUAGUUAUAAUAAAUAUGCUUUCUAAACAGAAGCUACUGUGAAUAACACUAUGUAAUACUAAAGAACUACAAAGUAUACCGUAUGUCAUGUAACAAUGAUACAAUGUAUAAUUUAGGAUUCUUUAACUGUCAGUGUUCAGAGAUACAUGGAAAAACUAUACUGUUUGCUAGCAUAAAAAGUACCGUAUUUUAUGGACUAUAAGACUCACUUUUUUCCUUGAAAAAUAUCCGCCAAAAUUCAGGAGCGUCUUAUAUGUUUUAACAGUUUAAUAUGUUAAAACUCUGAAAAACUGGAUUAAAAUUAAGGUGCGUCUUAUAUUCUGUAGCGUCUUAUAGUCCGUAAAAUACGGUAAACGUUUGUAAGAGGUAAUAAAAGUGUGCCUAAAGGCAGCCAUUUAUUUAUUUAUUAGCACUGAUCAUUUUGGACAUCAUAAUCAGAUAUGUUUAGCAUGGCUCACAAAAAGGAUGCCUGGUCUUUGAUGGGCGCAGGGGAAACAAGUGGCAGAACUUUGAACAAGCUUUGAUUAAUAUGAAUGCAAUCUUAAUGUACAUUUAAACAUUAAAUGCAGCCCACAAAACAUACCACCACCAGCCUGGCUGCAUGGGCAUACCUAAAUGUGACAGUGUGACUUGAGGGCUUGUAAGAUCUCCUAGAAGCAAUUGUAAUUCACAAGGCUGUGCAUAAUAUACAGUGCAAGGAAACUUACUUUUUAUUAAAAGCAGCUAACUGAAAAUCGUCACAUGCAGCAAUUUUGAAUUAUAUAAAAUUUACAAAUACUAUUAUUAUUAAAGCAAAACAAUACUCUG